AUGACCACAGUGACUGUAGCACCUGUACCUGUGUUGGGAAACAGUGACAGAAACUGUAUUUCUGUUGACACAUUGCCAGACGAAAUGAAUGAUAUGAAAAUAAAGGAUGAUGAGGUAUGUUUUAUGCUUUUCUUUAUUCAUCAUUCCCUAAUAUCUUCUUCUCAUCUUGGAGAAAACUCUAUAGCAUUAGAACCUAGACAUGUUCAUGAAACAUUAGUGUUGAUGUCGACAUUGCAGGAAACGGAGCCAGCUGUAGUUGAUGGCAAUGGCACUGAGACAGGUCAUAUCAUUGUGACAACUGUUGGUGGCGGGAAUGGCCAGCCUAAACAGGUGACGUUUCAUUGCGUGAAGAAGUUUCACUACCUUGCUGAUCCAUUUUAACUGAGUGUACCUCGAUGGGGUUAGACAGUUUUGGAAGGUUUUCACGAUGUAAUUGUUGACCUGUUUCUUUGUAUUCUAGAAGAUGAUUUGUAGUCAAUUUUAUUUCGGUGGCUUACUAUACCUAUUUCCUUUCUAUCAUUUUAUAAUUUUGAAUGUUGGCUUUCGUUCAUGGCAGACGAUAAGCUACAUGACUGAGCGUGCUAUAGGCCGUGGAUCAUUUGGAGUUGUAUUCCAGGUUGGUUCGAUAGUGCAAUAAAAUGAAAGAAUUUGUUUUUCUGCGAUUAUUUGUGGGUACACACUUUAUCCCUUUUUGCAUGGCUUUGAACAAGUUCCCAUGCACAGAUAGGUCUGUAUGCAUAUACAUAUAUAGGUUCGUAGUGUGCUUUAUUUUGAGGCCAUCAUGACUUUACAUUGAGAGGUGUUACCCUUUUGCGAUCAUCCCAAGCAUAUUAUAAUCACGACACUUUUCUUUACAAUUUUUGCAGGCCAAAUGCCUGGGCACCGGAGAAACUGUGGCAAUUAAAAAGGUUCUUCAAGAUAAGAGAUACAAGAACCGUGAGCUCCAAACAAUGCGCCUUCUUGACCAUCCCAAUGUCGUGUCACUGAGACACUCUUUUUUUUCGACUACGGAUAAUGAUGAGCUCUAUCUCAAUUUGGUUCUGGAGUAUGUGCCAGAGACUGUCUACCGAGUAGUCAAACAUUACACUAAGAUGAACCAGAGAAUGCCUCUAAUAUUUGUGAAGCUGUACUUUUACCAGGUAUAAUUUUCUGUCCUUUGUCCUUUGACUUUUAUGCCUUAGUACCUCCCCAAGGGAAAUUCAUUCUACAAUGUGUAUAGCAUAGUUUGUUAAAAGCUUGUGCGCUUGUAUGCUUGUUCUAGUGUACUAGUCUUUGAUUACUAGAUGCUCUUAUGGGACUCUACUGGUGUUUGGAUCUUUUACAAUCCGCUAAAAUUUUAUGCAGAUUUGUAGAGCUUUAGCCUAUAUCCAUGGUAGCAUCGGAGUGUGCCACAGAGACAUCAAACCUCAAAAUCUUCUGGUAAACUUUACAUACCCGCCAAUUUAGAUUCCUGUAUGUGUAAUAGUUCAGUAUAAUUGAUAUGCUUUUGAGUGUCUUUAUCUAGUGACUUACCACGAACGAAUAUUGCUCGAUCAGGUUGACUUAUGUGCUUUCUUUCUUCUUUGAGCAGGUCAACCCACAUACCCACCAGCUGAAAAUAUGUGACUUUGGAAGUGCAAAAGUUCUGGUACGUACACAGACCCUAGUGAUGAACUCUCACUUGUUCAAUGAUACUUAAUGCAUGGUACCCGUGUUCUUCUACUAUGUAACAGGUAAAAAGAGAGCCGAACAUAUCGUACAUCUGCUCUAGGUACUACAGAGCUCCUGAGCUAAUUUUUUGUGCCACUGAAUACACUACGGCCAUUGACGUUUGGUCUGCUGGUUGUGUUCUUGCUGAGCUCCUCCUUGGACAGGUAGAGUCGUGUGAAUUGUCAAUUUCUGAGUAGAUGAUGCAAUUUUCUGGGAAAAUGGGUGAGUCAAAGGUGAACUUUCUGUUUAUCACAGCCUCUCUUCCCUGGAGGGAGCGGAGUGGACCAGCUAGUUGAAAUCAUCAAGGUAAGCAACUCUUCUUCGUGAUUAUCUGAGUAGAUUGUUGGCAUUCUCUUUGCAUGCUGUUCAGGUUGUGCUCUUCUGCAGGUUCUUGGCACUCCCACCAGAGAAGAGAUCAGAUGCAUGAAUCCUAAUUACACAGAAUUUAAUUUUCCACAGAUUAAAGUCCACCCCUGGCACAAGGUACACGAGCAUCAGCCACCAUUUUUGUGGGGCCCCUCUGCUUUGGCUUUUCCGCUGGGUCCUUGACAGCCUUUGAAUGACAUCUUUCUUCCAGAUAUUCCCCAUGCGGACGCCACCUGAAGCUGUGGAUCUUGUCUCCCGGCUCUUGCAGUACUCGCCAAACCUCCGAUGCACUGCAGUAAGCAGAUUGUGUCUCGAGAAUAAUUCUAUUUAUGGAAGGCUUCUGAUAUGGCAGCUUACUUGCAGCUGGAGGCAUUGGUUCAUCCUUUCUUUGAUGAGCUCCGUGACCCAAACACCCGUCUGCCCAAUGGAAGAUUCCUACCUCCCCUCUUCAACUUCAAGCCGCACGGUAUCAGACGCUGCUCUAUUCUCUCCUUCUCUGUGCUUCUCUCCGGCACUGGCCUUUGAAAAAGAUGUGAUCUUCUUCUCUCCUGCUGCUGCUGGUGGUGCUCAGAACUGAAGGGAGUGCCGAUGGAGAUCUUGAUGAAGCUGGUCCCGGAGCACGGGAGAAAGCAGUGUGCAUUCCUAGGCUUUUGA
Spirodela intermedia is the source of this 2709-nucleotide messenger RNA. Lineage: Eukaryota; Viridiplantae; Streptophyta; Magnoliopsida; Alismatales; Araceae. The record is from the annotation of a GenBank genome assembly.